AGUGAAAUCGAGAGCACUGGAUCAGUUUGGUUUUGAUGUGACAAGGGUUUUGUAACACAUGACUUAAUAAACACAGAGACAGCUGAAGUGUCCAAUAAGGAAAAAAUCAGUCAUUCCUCGCUGUUAGACCCAAUCACUGUGAUAUUAAAUGCACUUAUUCCAGGAGUUACUUUGUAGUAAAGUGUUUCAUCCAAACAGUGGUGUCAUGCAUUUCCCACAAUGCACCUCAGUAACACCCAGGGAACAGCAGCUAACUCAUCAGCUGUUGGUUAUCUGUGCAGCUGGAGGCAGUGCUAGUCUAAAGUCCAGUCUGCUAUACUGUGUGGACUAUACAUCCAAAUACAGUAAACUAUAUUUGUGCAUGGAAGCACAAAUUCUUGAAGCCAACAGCUAACAUACGUAUCAGUAACAGGUUUGUCCCGUCUAAAUGUGAGCUGAAGCUGUAACUCCUUCUGACAUGUUAUCAUCUCAGAGACACCACCUGUCACUCCUGCUUCUCACUGUCCUGCUGCUCAGUGGCUGGACAGCAGACGGGGCUCAGAAUGGGACAGAGACAGAGACCAUGUCCUCCGUGCGGCUUGCCAGCGUCCCCUCGAGCAGUAACAUUGUGGCGAAGGAAGGAUCCAGCACACUGAUUGAGUGUAACGUGACCGGAAGCCACGAUGACAUUAAGUGGUACAACUCUAAAGGACCUCUGCUGGGUGAGAAGUGGCAGAUUCAGGAGGAGGGCACCCUGAACAUCACUAUGGUCUCCUUCGAGGACCGUGGCAGCUACACCUGCGUCGCCUCCGGUGGCAGCGGUGGGAACAAAAACUACACCGUCACUCUUCGUGUAGCCCACACCGACAGUGGCUUGGGCCUUUACUACGUCAUCGUCUGCUUGGUGGCCUUCACCAUCACCAUGAUCCUCAACGUGGCGCGGCUUUGCAUGGUCAGCAGCCACCUCAAGAAGACCGAGAGAGCCAUCAAUGAGUUCUUCCGCACUGAGGGCGCAGAAAAGCUGCAGAAGGCGUUUGAGGUCGCCAAGCGCAUUCCAAUUGUCACGUCGGCCAAGACGGUGGAGCUCGCCAAGGUCACGCAGUACAAGACCAUGGAGUUUGCUCGUCACAUGGAGGAUCUGGCUCGGAGCGUCCCCCUGCCACCGCUCAUCUUAAACUGCCGCACAUUCGCGGAGGAGGUCGUGGAGACAGGGAAGCCGGGGUCUCACGCUGCAGAGCAGGCUGGGACAUCAGUGUCUGUGAACAGACCAGCCAUAGGCCCUCCCUCCGCUGGCAAAAGUGGAGAGAAGGAGGAGGGGGAGGAGGUGCGUCAGGCUCUGCUGUCAAGUGGUAGGAACGAUGGAGGCGGUGCUGAUGUCAAAGUUUCAGUCCAUACAGUUUCUGAGAAGGUGGAUAGUGAGGAUACAGAGGCUGAGAUGUGCCUCAAUGUGCCGGGCUCACGGACAAGUGUGUCCUAUGAGAGCAACGUGUAGUCUCAGUCUGACACCCAGCAGAAGAAACACAUCGUCUGAAGUGUGAGGCAUCUAAUUGCAAGUGCUAAGAGAUUAAAAAACAUUAAAAAAUUGUGGGGUUGGUUAUCAUUCAGAUUGUAGCCAUUGUGUUACUGCUUAUUGAUUCUUAUUCUUAUCAAAUCCUGGGUCCAAAUCUUUGAGUACAAAUUGGAUUCUGGCAGUUUUCCAACUGUUUUUCCUUGAGAUGUUCAUCCUAGUUUCAGAUGAUCUUGGACAUUUUGGGCCCUAUCUUACACCUGGCGUAAAGCGUUGCACAAUGCAGCGCAACAGCCAUUGCUAGUUUUAGACUGAUGCAGUUGUCAUUUUCAAGGCCAGUGCCCACAAGUGGUAAAUGUACUUGUGCAUCUGUGUGCCCACAGGUGAGUAGGUUGUUGAUGCAUUGCUAUUUUGAAGCAGUAGAAAGUGAUGAUGCCACUGACCAACAAAAACCUGCUCUAAAGUCAGAUUAGGUGGAGUAUUUUGCUGCAAUACUGUGCAGAACCUUAUUGAUUAUUCAGCUAAAAGUUUAGCACUGUUUUAUAUUUCAAGUUUAUAACUAUAGUUUUUAGUUUUGCAGCUUAAAUGUCCCUCAGUGUUUGCUGUAGUGACAUUACUGUUCUUACUGCAUAACUGUCAACAGAAAACUGCUUGCUUCUCUAAUUUGCCGAAACCACCAUGUAAAAAGCAAAGCCCAAGGUGUAGGUGCACCUGUGUUUUUAAGAGAAAGGCAGAUGACACUCUGAUUAUAUUCACUUUAUACCCCAAACUAAGAUUACGAUUGCCCCUUGCGUCUUACUUUGCACCCAGAUUAUGUGUUGUUUAACUGGUGAAGUGUAGCUGAAUACAACCUAAAGGCACUUGUGCCAUGCACUUUAGACCAUGUGUUUGAAUAGGGCCCUAUGACUACAUCUGUGGCAGUCAAAAUACUGGAUCUGCUGAAUCAUGUUCUUUCUCCUUCUGGCAUGAAUGUAUCUCCAUGCAGUGAAUACAUUUUACUAGACUUUCAUCAAAUUUACAGUACCCUCACUUUUAAGCUAUUGCUCCCAUCUGCCACAUUAUAAACACUAUACACAUGCGCCGACGUGUGCUUAACUGGUGAUGCUGAAGGAUGUGCUCUCAGGAAUCAAAAAGCCAUUUGGCAACAAAUCCUCAAUCAUAUAAAAUUGCAAAAAUACAACACAAAGCUCAGAGAUCUAUUUUCACUUGUCUUAGAUAUACUUUUUUUUAAAAUAUAUUUUUAUUUGUUUUUUACAUAUUACGUCAAACGAACAAACAAAAACAUGAACAGGGCAGCUCAGACAUUUCACAAUAGGACAUAAUACUAGGAAACAAAAGUUUCAUGUGACAGGUUAUGCGUCAUACACAUUUUACAGGUGGACAGAGAGAGUAUACAGAAAUAAAUAAGUAAAUAAAAUGAACUAGUAAGUUAAUUGGUUAGGUAUCCCUCAGUUACAUGUGCAGACAAGGCAGUCCCGUUAUGACUAUGUUCAAGAUAAGAUGCAGUCAUUGACUGUGUCCCACCUGCACAAAACUAAAGAAAGUGAGGCCUGUGAAGACAUAUUUUUGCUGUAACUGAGUGAAAGACAUCAAGGCAGAGCCGUUAAAUAAAUCUCCUAAUGUUGUUAUGCCACCAUCUCGCCAUAGCCUAAACACAGGGUCCUCAACACCUGGGGGGACAUCAGGGUUCCCUUGAGUUAAGGUGCGGGGUGAUGUUAACUUGGUUCGACUCUCCAUAGAUCUUGCGAAUUUCCAUGCACUUAGCGUGUUUAGGACGAUUGGGUUUGUUCACAGUUUUUUUGCUAAGGCAGGAUCUAUGAGAAAUAACAGAUUUUGGAGUGGACAACUACAUUGGGCAGCUUCUAUAUCUAGCCAUGUAGAAGACUGAUCUUCCUUCAGCCAUUCAGCCACGAACCUUAAGUGUGCAGCCACCUGAUACCACCUUACAUUUGGAAGAUCUAAACCUCCAGCAGCCUUUGGUAACUGUAAUUUUGCUAACUUUUAUUCCAAAUAAAUGAACUCAGCCAACCUUCAAGGAUCUUAACCACCUUAUUUGAAAGAAUAAUGGGUACCAUUUGGAGUGGAUACAAAAGCCUUGGUAAGGCAUUCAUUUUGAUGAGUGCAACCCUACCAAGCCACGACAGCGGGAGGGACGCCCAGCGGUCAACCUCACAUUUUAUAGUGUCUAAGAGAGGUGUAAAAUUAGCACUAUACAUCUGAUCAAAUGUCUUAGAUAUACUUUAAUUUUCAUGUUUGUGUGGUGGGAUUCCCUUAACUUCCCAUUCUGUGGGUGUCUCUGCACACAGUUAGGGUAGCAGCAGGUAGAAAAGAGCUCAUUUCCCUCCCACAGAAGACGCCCUUUGCUGCCAUUGGCAUUGACAGUUAGUCAGCUCGCACAGAACAAAAUGUAAUGAAAUAUCCUAAUUUCAUUGUGUCGAUUGUUUGCAUGUCACUGCGUCCUGUCAGUCAUCUGACACACACACAGCGAGAAUUCAACAACAAAUAAUGCGUCAAAAACAUGUCACUUCACAGACUUGAUUGCCAUCUCCGUAUCUCUUUAUUUGGGUCUUUGUUAGUCUGGAGAGCAGUUUAAUUACAGGUUUGCUUUUGCUUCAGAGUGAAUAUUUCAAUGACAGAAGUAAACAUAUUUUUUAAAACCCCCAAAAGCAAGAUGUUUGAGGGAAUUUUCAAAAAUGUACAGUAGACACCAGGCUUCCAUCUACUUAUACCUCUCAGAGGCAGCACUGAAAUAUAAACAUGAUUAUUUUUACAUUAGAGUUUCAAAACAUGUCUGCUGUGAUGGAAAAUGUCUGAAAUUAUGCUCAUAAAUAUGCAGGUGUAAUCUAUCAUAUUUUGAUGUGUGCAUGCUUGGAAAAGUCAGGGACCAUCAUUUUUUAUGAUGAAGGUGAUGCAGCAUUUUCUCUCUGUAUUUACUGCGGCAUUUGUGAAUCGGAACAUAGAUAGCGGCUCAUUUGAAGUUUGUAAUUUAUUGUUUUGUGUAUAGAUUUACAUAAACACACAGAAUGUCCAUACACUGGGUACAGUGCAGCAGUUUCUCCAUAUGGGAUGACGCAGCAUAAAAAGUUAAAUUAGUUAAGGUUGUUCCAUUAAAAUAUUAAAAUGAAAUGAAAUAUAAAAAUGUUUGUAAAGCUCUUCAAGUAAAGGACAAACCAGUCAUUCUCAAAAUCAUAUGACAAUUUGUAUCUGUUGUUACAGGAGCUUUUAGAAAAAAACUUCUUUACUGUGUCUCAGGGGGAUAUAUAAGAAAAUGUGUCAUGUACGGUGUGUAAACUGUGACUCAGCUGUGAUAACUAUGCUUGAACAAAAAGUUUUUGAGUAACCACUGUUUUGUACUUUGCUGUAUCGUUCUAUUUGGUUGCUCUGUGAUUAAAGGUGUUUAGAUAUUCAAAAGUGAUACUGAAGAGGUCAUUCUCAGGGACCGAUAGCAAAAGUUUACAUCCUGUAAUUGACAAUAAUUGAAUACAUACAAUGAAAAACA
This is a messenger RNA of Epinephelus fuscoguttatus (brown-marbled grouper), 4985 nucleotides long. Its product is annotated as microfibrillar-associated protein 3-like. The record is from RefSeq and is a predicted model, not a curated record. The coding region runs from base 458 to 1471 and encodes 337 amino acids. NCBI's taxonomy places the organism in Eukaryota, Metazoa, Chordata, Actinopteri, Perciformes, Serranidae. The transcript is spliced from 3 exons.